AUUGUUCCAGGGUUCCAACAUUUUUCGGAUUCAUCCUGUAAAUUUGUCGUAAGACUAUUUGACUUGGACAAAAACGGUGGUCUCGACGUGAAAGAAUUCGAGUCUCUCUAUUACUACAUUCGUCAAUGGUUGAACGCGUUCAACACUUACGAUCGUGACAAAUCCGGGUUUCUCGAUGAAAACGAGCUAGACUACGCCUUGAAGCAAAUGGACAUCAACUUUUCCCCGGAAUUCAUCAGAUUUCUCAUCACCAAAAACAACCCGAAGGCCAAGAAGAUGGCUUUGGACCAGUACAUCAUCACUUGUAUUCAGAUUCAACGAUUCACCGAUGAAUUUAAGAACAGAGAUGUGAAUUAUUCGGGAAGUAUGAAUAUUAAGUACGAAGAUUUUUUGGAAAUGAUUCUAAGAUGUUUAUAAUGAUAAUUUUAAUCUGAAGGUUUUGAUGUUUUAACUGAAUAAAAUGACUG
Sitophilus oryzae (rice weevil) is the source of this 467-nucleotide messenger RNA. RefSeq names its product peflin-like. The record is from RefSeq and is a predicted model, not a curated record. The transcript has 2 exons. NCBI's taxonomy places the organism in Eukaryota, Metazoa, Arthropoda, Insecta, Coleoptera, Curculionidae. The annotation marks the transcript as partial. Gene Ontology annotation, molecular function: calcium ion binding. Gene Ontology annotation, biological process: COPII vesicle coat assembly.